This is a messenger RNA of Aedes aegypti (yellow fever mosquito), 1664 nucleotides long. RefSeq names its product lipase 1-like. Gene Ontology annotation, molecular function: hydrolase activity, acting on ester bonds. The transcript is spliced from 2 exons. Gene Ontology annotation, biological process: lipid metabolic process. NCBI's taxonomy places the organism in Eukaryota, Metazoa, Arthropoda, Insecta, Diptera, Culicidae. The record is from RefSeq and is a predicted model, not a curated record. Bases 528 to 1628 code for a protein of 366 amino acids.
UAUAAAAAAGAAAACGGAUCAGAGUCGAAUUCAAGUUUAAAUCGAUCUUGAGAUUCCUUGCUAUUGUCUUUGAAGCUUGUAAAUGAACAACAAUUAUCUCAUCCACUCGCGAUCGGGAAUCACCCGUCAUUAUGCGAUUGCUCACAACAGUUAGAACGAUUAGAAUUAGUGACAACGAAAUUUGCCUUGCCACACACAUCACCACUUCUCAUUUCCGGGCCGGGAUCUUUUGCAAUCGAUCCCUCCGGGUCGCCCAUUGAAGCUAUUGCUUCACCAUGACUCUGCACAAAAACCUGAACACUGUGUGCCUUAUUAUGGGGUAUUAGAUUUAUGUUUCGGGCAAAUUAUCCGGGCAUCGGCGUCAGAAAUUCCUCCCACCGUCGGAAUGACGCAAAGAAAAAAAGGCGCAAACUUCUGGGGGCUUGCGAAAAAGGAUUUGCAGCAAACAAACCAGUUCCCAGUGGUUGUGGCAUUCUGCGAGGCCUUCCGAGGUUCAGUUCGCGGCUCAUCGCGAUCAGUUGCGCAUAAUGAUUCGAUCAGGAGGGACCUCCAACCAAACGGUGCUGCUGCUGCUAGUUCUGGCAACGAUUACCUUCGUCGCCGGUAGAGCAGUGAGGAGGACCGUAGAUAACUCCGAUCGGAGUCGAACCGAAGACUACAUCACACAAUACGAGAUCAAUACGGAACGCUACCGGGUCACCACGGACGAUGGCUACCAACUGAUAGUGUAUCGAUUGCUUCCGCAAGUUCCAGCUCAGGGUGCGGUCCUUAUCCAGCACGGAAUUCGUCAAUCGUCUGCCGGUUGGCUGAACCUGGAAAAGAAUCUCCCAAUGCAGCUCUUGGAAGCCGGGAUGGAAGUUUGGCUCGGAAACUCUCGGGCAUCGCCCGAAUCUGCCGGUCACCUUACCUUCUCCAACGACUCAAGUCAGUUCUGGGACUUCAGCUUCCAUGAAAUUGGCUUCUACGACCUGGCGGCUAUGAUAGAUGCCGCCUUGGAAAUCUCUCAGCGCAAACAGCUCCACCUUAUCGCCUACUCCGAAGGAGCUUCAGCUGCGCUUACUCUGCUCUCGGAACGUCCCGAGUACAACGCCAAGAUCACGUCCGUGAAUCUUCUCGCCCCGGCUGCCUUCAUGGCCAACAGUCAGUUCAAACUGGUCGCGUUGCUGUUCAACAAGUUCCGAUUUAUCUUACCGAUGUCCGUCGACCAGAUUCUGAUCAACAGCAAUCAGCUGUCGAAGAACUCCCGGAAACAGUUGGAGCACUACCAGCAGUUGAUCCUUUCCGGGCAGUUUCGACGAUUCGAUCACGGGCCAAGGAGGAACAUGGAGCGAUACGGAAGUCGCGAUCCUCCGAACUACGACCUCUCGAAGAUCACUCGCCCAGUGGUUCUACAUUAUGGCGGCAGGGAUAGCACGGUCCACCCAAAGGACGUCGAACACCUCAGUACCCAGCUGCCGAAGGAAACGGGCGUCCAGUUGAUCGAGUACGACCUGUUGGACCACGGCGACUUUACGUCUAGGACGGAAGCCGCCAGUAACGUUUACCCUAUGGUUGUUGAGGACAUCGUUGCCAAGUCCAAACAAAUAGAGGAAGUAACGGUAGCGAAGGAGGCCCUAAUGAGUGAAUAAGUGCGAGUGCGAAUAAAUUAUUGAUUAGCAAACUAA